This is a messenger RNA of Mytilus californianus (California mussel), 4307 nucleotides long. RefSeq names its product myocyte-specific enhancer factor 2C-like. Lineage: Eukaryota; Metazoa; Mollusca; Bivalvia; Mytilida; Mytilidae. Bases 169 to 1404 code for a protein of 411 amino acids. The record is from RefSeq and is a predicted model, not a curated record. Gene Ontology annotation, biological process: positive regulation of transcription by RNA polymerase II. The transcript is spliced from 9 exons. Gene Ontology annotation, molecular function: protein dimerization activity; RNA polymerase II cis-regulatory region sequence-specific DNA binding; DNA-binding transcription factor activity, RNA polymerase II-specific.
UAUUAAUGAAAAAUAAAUUUGUCAAUAAGAACGUCUUAAGAAUAUACAAUGGUAACGGAUGUGUGGUUCAUUUCUAAGUAUGAUUAUAGAUUUACAGUGACCAAGGAUAGACAAUGACCUUCUUUGGGGAUUAAUGUUGGGUGGUAACUUAAACAUAAAACAAACAAAAUGGGAAGAAAGAAGAUUAGUAUCACCCGAAUCAACGAUGAAAGAAACAGACAGGUUACAUUUACCAAGAGAAAGUUUGGAUUGAUGAAGAAAGCAUAUGAAUUAAGUGUCCUGUGUGACUGUGAGAUAGCUCUGAUUAUUUUCACCAGCAAUAACAAGCUGUACCAGUAUGCUAGUUCUGACAUGGACAGAGUAUUACUGAAAUACACUGAGUAUAAUGAUACAGUUGUCAGCCAAACAAACAAGGAUAUUGUAGAGAUGCUGAACAAAAAAGACAUCUCUGGUGAUGGAAAUGGAGAUGAUGAUGACAACUAUGUACUUACACCAAGGACUGAGGAAAAAUACAAAAAAAUAGAUGACGACUUCAAAAAAGCCAUGGAGCAGGGAGUGAAUCAAGGACAGUAUCAACAGAUGAAUGUUACAGUUCCUGUUGGUCAACCUGUACAGAAUGCAGCCUUCUCCUUACAACAACAGGCUGCUCUACAACAGUUACAAAAUUUACAGCAACAGGCCCAACAACAAGCUAGCCAAGCAUCAACUUCUUCUGUUGUCAUGUUACAACCUAAUACUACACAUACUGUGUCACCUUCAUCCAGUACCCAGUCAGUAAAGGUUGUGCAUACAGACCAAAGUACAUCAGAGACUCCCAGUAGGGGAUUUGUCCUGCCUUCAGGACUUAGUCUCAGCAAAGAAAUGAUUCAGAUGUUAACAAACCCACAACCACAGACACAAGCUGAAAAAGAAAAACCAAGACUUAGAGUUGUUAUACCAAGUAAAGAUCCCAAUAAAGAUUCCUCAUCAGGACAGGGUUCAAGUAAAUCAGGAUCAUUAGACACACCAUUAGUUUCACAGGCCACGCCAAGUCAACAGAUCAAUACAUCACUUCCUUCAGCAUUACCUUCUGGCCUACUACCUAGUGAUUUAAGGAUAGAUAGCACUGAUUUGGCCAACUUAUUGGCCCCUUGGAAUCAAAACCCUGGACCACUGACAGCAGCCAUACAGUCCUCUGGCCUUACAUUGACACCAAGUGGACUGACUCCUACCACACUGAGUCUACAGAAUUUGUUAAUUCCUGCCAACCAGGCAGCUGCUUUACGAUUGUUAGAACAACAGAAAAACGUUAAAACAGAACCCUCAUCACCACUGAAACGAUCGUCUGCCGAAGAUAGUGAGGACGACAGGGAAGAUGAAGGAGACCCACCAGAGAAAAAAUCAAGAUCAACAUCAAAUCGGUGAUGAGGGCUAGAUUUUAACCAUGUACAUAUGUAAAAAGUUGUAGCAAUAAGUGAGAUUCUUACAUCAUGUUUAUAAAUAGAACUGUAUGGAAUGUAUGAUAACUUUAAUAGUGCUAUGAGGUAUGAACAAAGAAUGAGAGAUUUCAUAUGAAAUAAAAUUAGUUUUUCCUCAUAAAAUGAUCUGAUCAUUGAACCAUAUAAUGGUUUUGUUUAUGAAACAUAUCAUCCGUUAAUUUGAUCACCAAUUGACAUUGAUCACUUUAUAUGCAUCUCAUAUUUCAUAUUAUUGUAUUGUGAAUGUCAAAACUAAAUAGAAUACCUAUGUUUAACUGAUGAAAACAAAGCUUUUUAAUUCAACACUAUUAACUGAUGUGUAAUGGAUAAUUCAAAUUUGAUUCUGUUGGUUAAUGGUUUUUUUUACUACAUAUUUAUAACUUCUGUUGCCAUAAGUAAAUUUUACAGAACCCACAUCUGCCUUAAAACUGUUUUUGGUUUGUCAAAUUUUAUCCAUAAGCAUUUCCAAAACAAACACAAAACCUAAAGAUAACAUUUUAAUCUAAAAGUAUUAAUAUGAAUUAUAUAUUUUGUUAGUGAUGAUUAUAUGCAGUUAUCAGGAACAAUAUUUCUCAACAUUUCAGUACUAUAUUAGAAUGCAGAUAUUUGUAUUGUUGAUGUUAACUUUUUUUACUGUCAUAAUUUUUGUUAAACUUUAAUCCACUGUUUGCCAUUAUCUAAACUCAUUUUAAAACAGUAUAUUGCAAUUUUUAUGCUAGUAAAGCCUACAUUAAAAUAUAAUUAUCUAAUAAUUAGAUAGUUAGUGCAUAGACAAUCCCUUCCCUGCUCAGACUUAAUCCAGAUCUUAUCAUGACUUAUCCACAAUAUUGUGAUGUAGAUUAGGUUAUCUCCCUUUGUACAGAUUAUAUGCUACAAUAGUGUAUAGUAAUACAUGAAGAUGAUCUGAACAAUGAAUACUAUAACCAUUAUUAAUUAAUUGUUAUUAAAACAUCCCAUAUGUUCGUACUACACGAGAUAAGUAACAAGAUAUAUUAAAUUGAUACAGUAAAAGUUCAUUUGUUUGUUAAUUCCAGUUGCCAUGGUUAAUUGUGAGUUUGUGGAAUUCAUUGGAAAGACGUAUAAUGUUAAGUGUUCAAAUAUAUAAGAACACCUUCAAAAAUGUAUGUACUACAUUUAUUUGAUCGAGAUAAUGAAUUUAAUAAUGUACUUUCAAAACUGUAUUUGUGAUGUUCUGAGAUAAUGAUUUUUGUUAAGAAUUCUUGAUUGUGCCUUUCAUUAUUAAAGAUACCAGUGAAUUCUCAUAUAAGUGAUUUCUACAACAAAAAUUUUUUUUUUCUUUUUUUUUUUUGAUAAAAGUUUGAAAAGAUUUAAUUUUUUUAGUGCAUGUAUAAAUACCAUAUGAUAUUAUAAUAUCAUGAGCUAUUUAAUUUUUACUUAAAAAACUUUAAAAAAGUCUUUCUACUUGUUUUAAAUGAAUAUUAUUAAAUUAUUUUAUACUUGAAUUAUUGAAGUUAUUGUCAUGUCAAUUGUUUAUGCCCUUUAUUAGAAAAUAAAACCUUAUGAUGCACAAUUUUAUAGUAAGUACACUAAAAUUGAAUUCGCUAGUAUCAAAUAGAAUGCAAGAUAAAAUGUAUACAGUGCAAGUUGGAAUCAUGGUAUAUAGCAAAGAAAAGUUGUGUAUGUGUGUGUUGUUUACACCGGUGGUACAUUUUUAUGCACUUUGUCAAAACAUUUUACAUUUUUAUUAUUAGAUAUCUGAAGAAACAUCUAGUGCCAAAGUCUGACAUUAGAUUAAUAAAAUAACAAUUUAUGGUCAAUUAUGAGGGCUUUUAGUCAGUUUAAGAUGAUACUUACAAAAAUGUUUAAAAUGUACAUGGUCACAGGCUUAUUAUAAUUUGAAUAUCAUACUGUCACAAGUUUUAACACUAUAAUCACUGUUUUCACUUGUAUUGAUAAACAACAGAUUUUUGUAAUUUUUCCAGAAGCCUAGUUAAACAUACUUUCAAAAUUUGUUUCAAGAAAUUUAGGUCAUCAUACUUAAUUGCAAAAAAUAUGCAGUUCAAAAUUGUCGCAUAAGUUUAAAGCUGAUAAAAGGGAAGAUAGAAUUGUUUUAUUUGACAUAAAAAAAUGAGCAUAAAAUGCAGAUAAGAUGGUUGUUCGUUAAGAUUAUCACUACUAGUAUAUAUUAAGAGAGAUUGACAUGUUCAAAAUACCCCACAUCUUCUUUGAUUCAUAAAUUAAAAAAUUAAAUUUUGACUUCCAGACAGGUUUAUGUAAUAUCUUUUGGCCAUAAGAAAUCACAUAUGUUCAUCCUUAUUUGUUGUGGUGUAAAAACUGGGGGGAAAUGAAAAAUAUUUACUGUAAAUUCAGAAAUUAUUGCGAUGUUUUUAUUAUUGCAAAAAAUGCGACAGGGUUAUAAUCACAAUAAUGUAAACUCGCAUUUUGAAUUUUUUAUAUGAAUUUAACAGGAUUUUUCUCAAUAUCGCAAAAAUUAAAAUCGCAUUUUAGUCUAAAAUGACAAAAUCGCAAUAAUAAAUUCACGCAAUAAUUUCUGAAUUUACAGUUUACGGUUAUAUGAGAGAGAUAAAAAGUCCCGUUUUAGACGAAGAAUAGGAUUCAGUUUAAUGAUGAGUAAAAGAUAGUUUUAUGCAGAACUAUUUAAGAAUUACAUAUUUUAAAUAAAAAUUUGAAAAAGGUAAAGAUGAAAACCGAAUUUUUUAUUUGUUGGUUUUGAAAUUAUUUUGUUACUUUAUGCAUCAUUGAAAUCCUAUAUCCUAACUGUUUUGUUUAGUUUCUGUCAUGUUAAGAAAUUGUUCCUUUAAUGAUAAUUCUGAUGUUUUUAAUCAGAAGAUUUGUAAAUAAAUAUGUAUAUUAAAAGAUUGAAAAGUU